This is a messenger RNA of Caenorhabditis angaria, 629 nucleotides long. Lineage: Eukaryota; Metazoa; Nematoda; Chromadorea; Rhabditida; Rhabditidae. The record is from the annotation of a GenBank genome assembly.
AUGAAGAAAUUAAUAAAAGAAGAAUGGGUCUUGAACAAAACGAUUGGUUCGUUUAUCAAAGAAGAAGUGAAAAUUCCGGAUUCGAGAGCCGAAAAAUUGGCGAAUCUUUUUGAUGAAGGUUGUGAAGUAGCUUACGUGGCAAGAUAUCGAAAAGAUGUUCAUAAUGGAAUGGAAUGCGAUGAUAUUCGAAAAGCAUUUGAGAUUUAUAAGGAAACCCGGGAUUUGAAUAAGAAAGUUGUUUCGGCUGUUAAUUCGGUGGUUCCGAAAAUUGAAAAUGUUUACGAAUCGCAAAAUGUGAAGGAUAUGUUGAAGGUAGGUUUUUAUACACAUACAUUUCGGAUUUUAUAAAUUCCUCCACAUUUUUUCAGGCUUGCUCGGAUAUUGGCGAAGUUUCGGAAAUCACAAAAAUGUACACAGGCGGUGGUAGAAAAAACAAAGUCGCUCUUGCAAAAGAAAAAGGAUAUGAGACAUAUGCACAAGAGAUUUUGUCGGGAAAAUUUGUCGAUUUGGAAAUAUUAAGCACUCGAAAAGCGGUGCCUCAGGAUGAGAUUGAGGAAAAUAUUGUGAUUAUUAUGGCAGAUCUUUUGAACAAAAUGGAAUCGACUGUGAAGGCGGUUAAUGAGAUGUAA